Messenger RNA from Salvelinus sp. IW2-2015, 2975 nucleotides. Its product is annotated as transcription factor 7-like 2. Lineage: Eukaryota; Metazoa; Chordata; Actinopteri; Salmoniformes; Salmonidae. Gene Ontology annotation, molecular function: DNA-binding transcription factor activity, RNA polymerase II-specific; RNA polymerase II cis-regulatory region sequence-specific DNA binding. Gene Ontology annotation, cellular component: chromatin; beta-catenin-TCF complex; catenin-TCF7L2 complex. Gene Ontology annotation, biological process: regulation of transcription by RNA polymerase II; canonical Wnt signaling pathway. The record is from RefSeq and is a predicted model, not a curated record.
ACUGUCCUGCGUUCCUCACCCAAACUGCCUUCUCUAACUGCACACUCGUCCGCCGGCUUCCUCCAGGCUUUUUUUUUUUCUCUCUCCCUAUUUAUAAAAACGUCACUUCAAGUCCCUCCCUUUUUGAAUCUCAUUAGUUUCUUGUGUGUUUCUCCCUGUCAAUAAUCCUGAAUCCAGACUCUCUCUAUUUCCAUCCCUCUCUAUCUGUCAAUCAGCGCCGCCUUUGAACUGAAAACCACUCCGACCAACUUCAACUCACUCAAUCCGAGCGGCUCAGCUCCAUCUCCGGCUUCUUUUUCUGCCAAGAUUCCCCUUCUUUUUAGUUUGUACUAACCGCCAGUGCUUGGAAAACGCCAAUACAGACUCUAAACUUUAACUCGGAUUCUAGAUCACCAAGAUCAAGGGUUUAAAACUUUGUGUUUUUGCCCCCCAAAAUUGCUCGGGAAAAUGCCGCAGCUCAACGGCGGUGGAGGGGACGAUUUGGGUGCGAACGAUGAAAUGAUUUCCUUCAAAGACGAAGGGGAGCAAGAGGAAAAAAUUUCGGAGAAUUUAUCAGCAGAAAGGGAUUUAGCAGAUGUCAAAUCUUCUCUUGUAAAUGAAUCAGAAACAAAUCAAAACAGCUCGUCGGAUUCGGAGGCGGAAAGACGGCCUCCGCCUAGAUCUGAAACUUUCAGGGACAAAACAAGAGAAAGUUUAGAGGAGGCUGCGAAAAGGCAAGAUGGAGGGCUGUUCAAGAGCCCACCGUACCCGGGCUAUCCAUUUAUAAUGAUCCCCGAUCUUACAAGCCCGUACCUUCCGAAUGGAUCACUUUCUCCAACAGCACGCACAUACCUACAGAUGAAAUGGCCCAUGCUAGACGUUAACCACGGAAGUCUUCAAAGUAGACAAGCACUUAAAGAUGCCCGGUCCCCGUCACCGGCGCACAUCGUUGGGCCCUUCUGCUUGGAAUUCCCCGGACAGUCAGAUCUGAGCCUUCACCAAUUUCAGUUGUCUAAUAAGGUCCCAGUGGUACAGCACCCUCACCACGUGCACCCGCUCACGCCUCUGAUCACCUACAGCAAUGAACACUUCACACCGGGCAACCCCCCUCCGCACCUACAGGGAGAUGUGGACCCCAAAACAGGAAUUCCAAGGCCUCCACAACACCCAGACAUAUCUCCCUAUUACCCUCUCUCACCUGGUGCUGUAGGCCAGAUCCCCCAUCCACUAGGGUGGUUAGUACCACAGCAAGGUCAACCUGUUUACCAGGGUUUUAGACACCCCUACCCGACUGCGCUCACUGUCAACGCAUCCAUGCAAAGUUUUCUGUCCUCCAGGUUCCCUCACCACAUGGUCCCCCCUCAUCACAGUUUGCACCAGACCGGKAUCCCCCACCCCGCCAUCGUCACGCCCAACGUCAAGCAAGAGUCCUCCCACAGCGACAUCGGCCUCAACAGCUCUACUAUACUGUACACACUCCACAGGAAACACCAGGACUCGAAAAAGGAGGACGAGAAGAAGAAGCAGCCCCACAUCAAGAAGCCGCUGAACGCCUUUAUGCUCUACAUGAAGGAGAUGAGGGCCAAGGUGGUGGCCGAGUGCACGUUGAAAGAGAGCGCCGCCAUUAACCAGAUACUGGGACGAAGGUGGCACGCCCUAACACGAGAGGAGCAGGCGAAAUACUACGAGCUGGCCAGGAAAGAGCGACAGCUUCACAUGCAGCUCUACCCCGGCUGGUCUGCACGAGAUAACUAUGCGGCUAACCAACAGGGCAAGAAGAAGAAGAGGAAACGGGAUAAGCAGCCAGGAGAGGGCAAUGAACACAGAGAAUAUUUUCCAAACCCUUGCCUUUCACUCCCUCCGAUUACAGAUGCAAAUGCCCCAAAGAAGUGUCGUGCCUUGUUCGGGCUUGACCAGCUGAGUUUAUGGUGCAAACCAUGCAGGAGGAAAAAAAAGUGCAUUCGCUACAUCCAAGGUGAAGGUAGCUGUGCCAGUCCUCCCUCUUCGGACGGCAGCUUACUAGACUCCCCCCCAUCCUCCCCCUCCUCGGUGGCCCCCUCCCCCUCCCCCUCCUCGAAAGAGUCCAGACCUCAGACUGAACAAAUGCAACCUCUCUCACUGACUAUGAAACCGGCCCACCAGCCUCUCCACUACCCGCACCGGCACCUCCUGGCUGGGCAUCCUCCUCCGCCAUCUUUGGUUCUGCUGGAAAACUCUGCUGCUGCAGCGGGCAAAACGCCUGGCGCAGCCCACAACGGAGCGCACGGCGACGUCUCGUCCUCGCGGCAGCCGGGCUCCUCGGGCGCCGCCCUGGCCAGGCCCUUGGCAGCAUCGCUGUGUCAUUCCCACUCGCUACACCCCAACUCCACGGCCCCUCAGCCUCUGUCGCUCGUUACCAAGUCUAUAGAGUAGAUCCCUCCUUAUUCGCUCCUUCCUUCCUUCCCCUUUUUCUAGCUCAGCACCCUUCAUUCUUUUCUCUUUGUUUCGUUCAAUCUUUUUCUUCUGUUUCUGUGCCAUAAGGCUUUGAAAAUGUGUUACUGUUUUAUCAAAGUUCAUUGGUCAAUAUUUGACCCAUCAUUAUCGGAAAAAUAUAAAUAUUAUAAUGAAAUAAUAAUCCAAUGAGCUGUAGAGUAUGGCUUUGUGAAUCUGCCAAAAUUCUUCUGAACUUCUGUUCUUCUCUUUAUUUUGUAGUGUUAAAAUGAAAAUUGUUAUUUAGUUCCACUUAAACGUGUUUCAAUGACAGAUAUAAAAAAUUGUAGAUUAGAUGACUAUUCAAUGACCCCUUUUCUUGAAAGUGUUGGUUCUCCUUCAUUAUUUGUAUUAAAUACGAGCUWGCGAACCAAUCAUUGGAGGGUAUGAGGAUCGUGGAGACACCUCUCUUACUGAGGAACAACUUUAAUUGUGAUGUUACUUGUUCUUCUUUAAAUGUACAGAACUAUUUGGUGGGUGGGUUGGGGGGGACGGGGUUCAUGUGUUAAUGUGCAUCGUUCCAUUGC